ACGCGAUUGAAUGCCAACGUCAGAGCGUGAGCCGUGAGACGGUGAGACAAAUCCGGAGGUAUUGAUUCACUGAAUGGCGGGACCCUGCGCAGGGCCUGGGCUAAGAUAGAAUCCGUCCAUUCGGUGAGGCGUGGUCACCUGGGCGGUGAGCCAGGGGCGUUCCUCUCCGGAGCCGGACACAUUGCCACUAGCCCGUGUUGGCACUAGCGCUGCAAAACUAUCGGCAGCAACGAAGAUUCAUUAUCGUGAGCACAUGCCAGUCUUUUCGGCCUUUCUGGAGAAGGACCGGCGCAAAGCAAUAUGGCUCCAAUCAGAAAGCGAACUUCCACGAGUAAACCCGCGAGUGGCCGAGGGGCUUUGGCAUCGACCAAAGCCAGCCUCUUCGAUGAUGACUUUCGCACUACCAAGAAAGACAAGCGCUUGAUCAAGCAUGCCAGCUUCAUGUCCAAAAUCGAAAAAAACUCACAGAAGUCCACUAAGCGCCGACGUGCCUCGAAGAAACUCGCUGCCAAUCUUGACUCGUUGGCCGAUGCCCUCCCGGACGCCGACGGUGAAGUGAACGAUCCCAGCAAGCAAGUGAACAUCAUCAAGCAAAAGACCUUGCAGCAUAAACCAGGUGCUAUGAAGCGCAGGGAGAAGCUGGAGAAGGUAGAACGGGACCGGUUCGGAAGGAACAUGGCACAGCUGUCGAGCAUGGAGGCAACGGCGCCAGCCAACACGGACUCGAAUACCGAUGCAGGCACAGCCUCUAACAGAUGGGCGGCUUUGCGCAGCUUUAUAUCUCAGACAAUGGAGCAGCAACCCGCGUUCAAAACCAACAAGUAGUGUGAUGCGAGCCUUGAACUAUGAGUAUCUCGAGGGCAGUCCGCUCACUCACCUCGUUCUCCGAGGCGCAGUCAUGGCCAAUCGACAUUGACCUUUUUUUGCGAUCGAUG
This is a messenger RNA of Aspergillus heteromorphus CBS 117.55, 935 nucleotides long. Its product is annotated as FAM207/SLX9 family protein. Gene Ontology annotation, biological process: maturation of SSU-rRNA from tricistronic rRNA transcript (SSU-rRNA, 5.8S rRNA, LSU-rRNA). Gene Ontology annotation, cellular component: 90S preribosome; preribosome, small subunit precursor; nucleolus. The transcript has 2 exons. The coding region runs from base 301 to 825 and encodes 174 amino acids. NCBI's taxonomy places the organism in Eukaryota, Fungi, Ascomycota, Eurotiomycetes, Eurotiales, Aspergillaceae. The record is from RefSeq and is a predicted model, not a curated record.